AUGGCAUCGAUCAACAAGCCCCCACUCGACCAUUCCCGCCGUUCAACGGGCUCUCCGAAAAUGAAGACUCGAGAGAAUGCAAAAGAUACAGUAUGUCGCAAUGUGACAAUCUAUGGCCGUUGUCGCUAUGAAGAUAAGGGCUGUGCUUUUAAUCACGAUCCAUUGAAAAUUAACUCGACCCAACAGUCAGAUAGUAACAAGAAACGAUUCAAUGUCGACUCUCCCAGCUUCACCCCCUCUCUUCUGCCAGGCAAUGGUGCUACUACCCCCAAAAAAUCCACCACCAUCUCCCCGAAAGCAGCAAGCGCUGCUCCAUUCCAACCACGAACUUCUUCAUCCCGUAUGGGGGGACAAUCUGAUGGAGAAUUGUGGUCUCCUGCCAAGAGCUCUAAUACGAGCACCCCGCGGCAAGAAGGAGCCGCGGACUGGACUGUAGCUGAUGUACAGGAGUUUUUCCCUCAAGGAUUUGAAACACACGUAAAUACUGUCUCAAAGAUGUUCUAUAUGCGCCCUAGUAGAAGUCUGAGUGGUCUGGCUGAUCACUUUGCGAAUCGGGAUCUACAUCCGAAUCGGGAUCAUCACAAUUACUAUCGCAGUUGCAGUCUUGGAUAUCAUGCGACUAACUACCUACCUUUGCAGGGAAAUGGCAGCGGAGUAAUUACUCCAGGACCUUUCGAUUCCUUCGUUACAGCAACCACUCCGCUAUCUGGUGGUGCCGUUGGGCCAGUUUCAUCCAAUCCAUACUCCCAUGAUGCAGCUGCACUAGGAGGAUCUUUCUUCGCCAGUCAAACUGGCUUUCAGCAGCCGGUCCAAUAUCACCUCUAUGCGCCCAUCGGUCCUCACAACCAGAAUACUCUCGCUUAUCAGAGGAAUGUUCAUGACCUCUUUCUCCCCAACGAUUUUCGAGAGGAAUUGCAAAAGAAAUCUGCGGCCACCUUACAAACCCUUCCCAACACAACCCUACCCGCUCAAGUCGACUACUUCCACUCCCUAGUGCCACUAGAUCUCAGUAACCAGAAGAACGCUGCCACCUUCGGGUUUCCUAGCUGGGUUUACAAGGCACAGUCCAGCAAGGAUGGCAACUUUUACGCGCUGCGAAGAAUUGAAGGAUUCCGCCUGACUAACGAGAAGGCCAUACGGUCCGUUCAGGCUUGGAAACGCAUUUGCAAUGGGAGUGUGGUGACGGUCCAUGACGCGUUUACCAGUCGAAGCUUCCAGGACAGUUCACUCAUAUUUGUCACCGAUUACCACCCCAUGUCCAAAACGCUUACCGAACAACACCUGGGUGCUAGUCGCUUCCCAGCGGGUCGCCACAAUACUCACAUUCCUGAGCAGGUUCUCUGGGGCUACAUGACUCAAAUUGGAAAUGCGCUGAAGGCGAUUCAUACUAACGGUCUGGCCGCGCGAGUACUGGAGCCUAGCAAAGUACUGGUGACAGGCAAGAAUCGUGUUCGCUUGAAUGCCUGUUCCAUCCUGGACGUCGUCCAGUUUGACUCGUCAAGACCUGUUGCCGACCUUCAACGCCAAGAUCUCGUCAAUUUCGGGCAGAUGAUUGUCACCCUGGGUGCCAAUGCACCCAAUGUGAUGCACAAUCCCACUAAGGCGAUGGAACAUUUCACGCGAGCAUACAGCCCCCAGAUGAAGAAUUCAGUCUUUUGGCUACUGAACGGACUGCAGAAAGAUCAGGACCGGACCAUUGACAUUUUCAUCACGGGCAUUUCAUCUCAACUAAUGUCGACUUUUGAUUCCGCCCUCCACUUGGAUGACCAACUUACGUCUGAUCUCAGUCGCGAGCUCGAAAACGGUCGUCUAGUUCGUCUCAUGACUAAGUUGAAUUUCGUCAACGAGCGACCUGAAUAUGAGCACGACCGUCAGUGGGCAGAGAAUGGGGAGAAGUAUUUCUUGAAGAUUUUCCGAGAUUACGUCUUCCACCAAGUUGACACCCAAGGUGAUCCGGUGGUUGAUCUUGGUCAUGUGCUGACCUGCUUGAAUAAGCUUGAUGCGGGCUCUGAUGAGAAAAUCAGCCUAGUGAGCCGUGACGAGCAGAGCUGUUUCAUCGUCAGCUACAAGGAAGUCAAAAAGGCCCUCGAGUCCUGCUUCCAGGCGCUGAUGAAACCGGCCAGACGAAUGCACUGA
Messenger RNA from Penicillium taxi, 2136 nucleotides. Its product is annotated as PAN-complex poly(A)-binding subunit PAN3. The coding region runs from base 1 to 2136 and encodes 711 amino acids. The record is from RefSeq and is a predicted model, not a curated record. NCBI's taxonomy places the organism in Eukaryota, Fungi, Ascomycota, Eurotiomycetes, Eurotiales, Aspergillaceae. Gene Ontology annotation, cellular component: PAN complex; P-body. The transcript is spliced from 7 exons. Gene Ontology annotation, molecular function: metal ion binding; poly(A) binding; protein kinase activity. Gene Ontology annotation, biological process: nuclear-transcribed mRNA poly(A) tail shortening; mRNA processing; protein phosphorylation.